AUGCAAUACGGAAUAUUAUUUAUGUUUUUGUCAACUGUGACAAGUUUCAACUAUUUACCAGAAAUUGAGAUUGACUUAAGUGCUACUCCAAAAUAAAGAUGGAAAUUAGCAGUCAGAACCAUACUUGACUUAUAUGGAUAUUAAAAUUCUUUUGGUCCAGUCUUCGAAUAUCAUAAUAAAAAUACAUUCUAUAUCUUGGAACCAUAAGACUAUAAAACUAUAGCAAAUGCAAUUAGAACACAUUAUCCUGAAUAUUCAUAAGAAUUAGAUGGAAUUGUAGAAGAAUUCAAUAGAAACGAAAUUACAUUUGAAUAUUUAUCUGCUUGGGCAUAUUUUCAUGAAAUUGCUCAUAUAUCAGCUGAAAUCAUUGAAUCCACAGCUGUUCUACUAUCAACUGCUGAUUAAAUUAUACAUGGUAGAAAUAUGGAUCAAGGUCCACCUUAAAUUAGAAAUAUAACUUUACACUUGAUCAUAAAAAAGGAUGGCAAAUAUUUAGGUGAAUCAGUUGACUGGUAAUGGUUCAAAGUAGGAUUUGUUACUUUACUUAAAUAUAAUGUUGCAUCACUUGAUUAAAAUUGGAAAUUUAGUGAUCCUCUCACCAAAGACUAACUCUUUACAUUUAUUGAAUAAGGAGUACCCUCUUUAGCUUGGGAAUAUAGAUAUGUGUUAAUUAAUGAUAAUUUGAACACUUUCGAUAGAGUUGUCUUAUAUUUAGAAUAAAAUUAAGUAGCUUGUGCCAUUUAUAAUGUUAUUGGAGGAACAAGUAAAAAUUAAGGAGUAAUUAUCUCAAGAGAUCCAUUCGAUAUGAAUCCAACAAUUAGUUUGAAUACUUCUAUUCUAGGUUAAACUAAUUAUUAAUACUUGGUAUAAACCAAUUAUGAUCAUUGGUUACCAGACCCAUAGAAUGAUUAAAGAAGAACUAUUGCUGAAAAUUUAUUAGGAUAGUUAUAGACUAAUCUAAGGAAUGAAUUUGGAGUUUUUACUGUGAUGGACACAUAUCCAAUUCAUAAUGAGGGCACUUUCUAUACUAUAAUAAUGAAUGCUAAAUAUAAUAGGUUGAUAGCAUUUGGAUAACCUAGUAUUACCUAAACUGAUAAUUGA
This is a messenger RNA of Paramecium pentaurelia, 1101 nucleotides long. The record is from the annotation of a GenBank genome assembly. Lineage: Eukaryota; Ciliophora; Oligohymenophorea; Peniculida; Parameciidae.